AUGGUUCCGUCUCCUUCGAUACGAACCCAGCUCCACGCGCUAUGCCGUUUGGCCAUCACAGCCUUCAUCUUCCAAUCAAGCCUGUCUGCCCAGGUUCCCCUGAACAAUAUUACAGACCACACGGCGUUGCUUUCCUUCAAGUUGUCCACCAACGACCCCAUCAAUGCACUGGCUAAUUGGAACAGCAGUACUUCUUUCUGCAACUGGAAUGGAGUGCUAUGCAGUCGUCGGAGACAGAGAGUUGUAGCUCUAGAUCUUGCUGCCAUGUCCCUCGAAGGUACUGUUUCUCCAUACCUUGCCAACCUCUCCUUCCUCCAGGCCCUCAACCUCAGCUCCAAUCUUUUUCAUGGCACUCCUCCCAUCGAGCUUGCUCAGCUUCCUCGGUUAAGAAUCCUCCACCUGUCUGCAAAUAAUUUGGAUGGCGCAAUUCCACAAAGCUUGUGUCUCUGCCGUAGCCUUCAACAACUGUCUUUGUCGCGUAAUCAAUUCGAGGGUGCCAUAGACGCGUGCUUCGGGAGCUUGCCAGAUCUUGAGUACCUCUCCCUUCGUUCUGAUAACUUGGUUGGUAGCACGAUUCCACCUUCCUUGGCAAAUCUGUCAAAGCUCGACACCUUAGAUCUUUCCGGAAAUGGACUGGUCGGAAACAUACCAGGCGAAUUUGGCAGCAUUCCUCGCUUCCGUAGAAUCAAUUUAUCUUUCAACAACCUCACAGUAUUUAUAGAACAAAAGAAAAAACUACCCACUAAUGCCACUUGCCAAAAAGCAGCUCCAUUUUGUGGACACAUAACCACUAAUUCCUAUUUUUAUGGCUAA
Molecule: messenger RNA, 813 nt
Organism: Nymphaea colorata (pocket water lily)
Lineage: Eukaryota; Viridiplantae; Streptophyta; Magnoliopsida; Nymphaeales; Nymphaeaceae
Product: LRR receptor-like serine/threonine-protein kinase EFR
Exons: 2
Coding region: 1-813 (270 amino acids)
Molecular function (GO): protein binding
Source: RefSeq, a predicted model, not a curated record